AUGAAGUUCUCAUCGCUCCUCGCUGCUUUCGCGGCCCUCGCGCUGGCAUCGUCCACCCACGCCGCCUUCAUCGACCUACGUCACCUCGAACCGCGCUACGUCUCGGGCCUCGUCGCCCCCUCUGGAUACAAUUACAGCUGGGCGAUCGACAACUGGCGCAUGGCCCUCAACACCACCGGUCUGCGCUCCUACCUCAACCGCACCACCAUCGACGCCACCGCUACCGCCACCAACCAGACGUUUGUCAAUGCGUGCACGCAGUUCUGCGAGCGCACCAGCGGAUGUGCCAUGGUGCAUUUGAUCAUGUUUGCCGACUUUCCGGAAGGCAACAUGAUCUGUGCGGUGUACGACGCGCCGAGUCCAAGGAGCGAGUCCAAGUACACCAAGGGAAUGUGGGGCGGGAACGGGACGGUGCGCGCGAGCUACACGUUUACGAGGAACGCGGGGCGAGUCGCCCAAGUGGCGAGUAGCAAUGGUUCCAGCUCGGCGGCUUCGCCAAGCGCUGCUCCCCAGCUCGCCAGUAGCCCUUCGUCCUCCUCAGCCUCUUCGUCCUCCUCAGCCUCUUCGUCCUCCUCAGCCUCUUCGUCCUCCUCAGCCUCUUCGUCCCUCUCCCUCUCUUCGUCCGCAUCCACCUCUGCCUCGCUUUCCAGCUCGUCUGCGUCGUCCGCUUCGACUUCGGCUGCCUUCUCCGCAUCUACCUCCCUUUCAACCGCGUCUGCCGCAGCCACCUCUUCCGCCUCGACCACCUCUGCCGACUCGUACGUCCCCACCACCUCCUCGACCCAAUUCUCGGCCGCUUCUUCUGGCACGCUCUCCUCCACCUCCCCCUCCUCCUCCCCGUCCACCACCACCACCGCCGCCACCACCGCCGCCACCUCGCCCACCAACAGCAACUGGACGUGGAUCGACGUGCCCGGCACGCAGUGCGGCGAUGGCUCUCCCACCGGUCUUGCCGUCUCCCUCCUCCCUUCCUCCUCGGACCUGCUCAUCCGUCUCCAAGAAGGCGGUUCGUGCUACGACGCUUCCACCUGCUACCGUCAGAACCGCGUUUACAACAUGAACGGUUUCAACGGCACCACCUUCCUGGCGCAGAAUCAGCCGCAGGCGUUGGCGAACUGGUUCCCGUUCAACCGUCAGAACCCGACAAACCCGUGGAGGGGGGCGAAUCUGGCCUUCAUCCCGUACUGCACGGGCGACUUGCAUGGCGGAGACAAUGUGGUGACGUACGAAGGGGCGGGGAGGACGACGUGGCAUAAGGGGUUUCAGAAUGGACGGUUGGAUCUGGUCAAGUUGAGGGAGAUGCUGCCCGAUGUGCAGAGGGUGUGGAUCGCCGGUACGAGCAGCGGGGCGUUUGGGACGGUGUUGCAGUAUCAGAAUGCCCAAGACGCCUUUGCGGGGGUGAGGAUCGAUCUGUUGCAGGAUUCUGGCGAGACACCGUUGCCAGCCACCUUCCGACCGACGUGGAACACCCACGUUCCCGAUCAAACCCGUUGCCCCCUGUGCGACGAUAGCAACUUUGACUCGUACAUCGUCGGAUUGGCCAAGGCGAACCCGGCGGCGCGGUUUGCGAGUGUGAGUGCGACCAACGACACGCAGAUCCCGCGAAAUCAACCCGUCACCCCCGACCAGCACUAUCUGGAACUCCAACGGUUGUGGAAGCAGAUGGACGCGGAAACGAUUAAUGCAAGGAGCUUGGUCGUACCGGGACAGGGCCACGGCAUGCUCUUCAACGCCAACAGGGCCGCCGCCGACUCCACCGACAUGUGGAGCUGGCUGGCGCAGUUCAAGAACGAUGAUCCCAACUGGAGCUCGCAUUGA
This is a messenger RNA of Kalmanozyma brasiliensis GHG001, 1818 nucleotides long. Its product is annotated as Protein notum. The transcript has a single exon. Bases 1 to 1818 code for a protein of 605 amino acids. NCBI's taxonomy places the organism in Eukaryota, Fungi, Basidiomycota, Ustilaginomycetes, Ustilaginales. The record is from RefSeq and is a predicted model, not a curated record.